This is a messenger RNA of Myripristis murdjan (pinecone soldierfish), 1871 nucleotides long. RefSeq names its product myelin and lymphocyte protein-like. Gene Ontology annotation, molecular function: structural constituent of myelin sheath. Gene Ontology annotation, biological process: myelination. The record is from RefSeq and is a predicted model, not a curated record. The transcript has 4 exons. The coding region runs from base 88 to 546 and encodes 152 amino acids. NCBI's taxonomy places the organism in Eukaryota, Metazoa, Chordata, Actinopteri, Holocentriformes, Holocentridae. Gene Ontology annotation, cellular component: membrane.
CGCUGCUUGAUGGGAAUUCAGGUUUUUCCAGUCUGCUCCUGUUUUUAACCACAGCAGCCUCCGUCGCUCGCUCAGUCUGAAGCAGCCAUGGCCUCCAACACUGCGACCAUGGGCAACCUGCCCAGCGGCGUGGGGAUCUGCACCACCAUCCCCGACAUCCUCUACCUGCCGGAGCUGGUGUUCGGUGGUCUGGUCUGGAUCCUGGUGGCGUGCACGCUGGUGGUGCCGGCGAACCCUCAGGGCUGGGUCAUGUUCGUCUCCGUCUUCUGCUUCGUCAUGACCUUCAUCUGGAUGCUGGUGUUCGCCUGCGGGGCGCAUCGCAACAGCGGAGGCUGGGCGGCAGCGGACUUUGCGUACCAUGGCUUGGCUGCCUUCUUCUACCUCAGUGCUUCAGUGGCUUUGGCCAAAGUGACUCUGGAAAUGAAAGAUGGCGACAUCCUUAAAAACUACCAGCUGGACAUUUCUGCGGUGGUCUUCUCCUACGUGGCGACCCUGCUCUACUUCAUCCACACCAUCCUGUCUGCCAUCCGGUGGAAGUCCUUCUAGAAGUCUUUCUCUGGUAUCUGCCGCACAGCCGUGCUAACUGCAUCAGGACAAAACAUAUUUUAAUAUAUAUUUUUUUACACCUGUGAAAGUAAAGCCAUGGCACACUGGAAAGAAGGGAAGGCUGGUGAUGGAGAACCUCCUGGUUUGGUUUUCCCUCUGCUGGGAGUGGAAGUGAAGACCAGGCAGAGGUGGGCAGAGUGAGCAAAACUGUACACGAGUAAAAGUUACUUUAUAUCAACAAUUACUCAAGUAGAAGUAAGAGUAUUCAGCAAAAAGUAAGAGUAAUUAAAAGUAGUGAAUAACCUCAUACCAUCCCAGGGACAGGCUGGGACUAGAAGUUGCACCGGGACGAUCAGCCGGCGGUCCCUCUCCAUAAGGUUGACAAAAUGCACUUAAAGUAAAAAAACUACUCUAAAGAAUUUCCAGAGAUGCAUUUGCAGAGAUGUGCUUACUCCUGCAUAGGCUACAGGGACAAACUAGGACCAAAAGCCCCAGUGCAGGUUCUCCACAGCCCUCAACCUGAGCACCAUCACACAGCAUGUAAACACCAGCCCGUCUAACACCACCACCUGUCUGCAUCACAGUGAAAACACCAGGGAUGAACCCAGGGUCGAACCCCCAAACACCCAAUGUUCAACCUCACUGGACCACAUAAAGCCCAGUGAGGUGGACUAUUUUUUUUUUUUUUUUUUUUUUUAGCAUAAAGCCAGAAACACAAAUGAACAUUUAAUUUUUUCCCAAUGAACAGUACCACAUCAUCAGCAUAUGCACGAUCUCAUCACGCUGUUGGCAUUCCCACAGUGUUUUACAGCACCGCACUGCUUUCGACAUUUUGCACACUGGCAAAGUUUCAUCCCAGGAGGGACGGGACAGCAGCUUAUAGCUCUGCAGCGUCCCACAGCUCAGACCCACUGUGUUCAUAUCCACUGCCAGCUGCUCCCGUUUGUGUCACCUGCAUCUGUUUUUAUAAAAACACUCCAACAGAUCGACACACAGCGACCAGCAGCUAACAGGCUACCGUGAGGCUAACAAACAUUAGCAUUUAUCACAUUCAUCAGCCUUUCCCAAACCUGUAAAUAUGAACGUGGCGAACACCGAGGACAGGAAAACAGAUAAAAGAACAAAGAUGUAAGUUAAGAUGUAGUUCACCGAUGAUCUACAAAUCCUCGUUUUGGAGGGAAUCUGCUGCUUAGCCCCGCCCCCUCUGUUGAUCUGGACUGUACUGAUUGUUUCUGUAGUCAAGUUUGAGUUUGUUUUCCUUUUAUUAAGUACUUUAGAUGGCGUUCUGCUUAAAGGUCUGAUGUGUCUGUUUUGUAUUUUUGUAA